This is a messenger RNA of Anthonomus grandis grandis, 2302 nucleotides long. RefSeq names its product maternal embryonic leucine zipper kinase-like. Gene Ontology annotation, biological process: microtubule cytoskeleton organization; protein phosphorylation; intracellular signal transduction. The record is from RefSeq and is a predicted model, not a curated record. Lineage: Eukaryota; Metazoa; Arthropoda; Insecta; Coleoptera; Curculionidae. The transcript is spliced from 10 exons. Gene Ontology annotation, cellular component: cytoplasm. Bases 73 to 2001 code for a protein of 642 amino acids. Gene Ontology annotation, molecular function: tau-protein kinase activity; ATP binding; protein serine/threonine kinase activity.
CGCAAUCGGUUCGACUCAGGGUUAUUUAUGUCAGUUAAUUUUGUAAAUAAAACCGGGAAUGUGUCGUGAAACAUGGUAAAGUUUAGCGUUUUAAAGGGCCUGUACGAGACCGAAAAGACCAUAGGGUGCGGGGGGUUCGCCAAAGUGAAAUUGGCGACCCACGUAGCCACCGGGGAAAAAGUGGCCAUAAAAAUAAUGGAAAAAAAAAUGUUAAAAGACGAUUUGCAUAGGGUCAGCCUGGAGCUAAGUGCCCUAAAGAGUUUGUAUCACGAGAAUAUUUGUCAGCUCUAUCAGGUGAUGGAAACCGAAACCCAUUUUUUCUUGGUAAUGGAACACUGCUCAGGUGGUGAACUGUUCGAUCAUAUAGUGGAGAAAAACCGCUUAACAGAAGCAGAAAGUCGCACCUUUUUCAGGCAAAUUGUUAGUGCAGUGGCUUACUUGCACAGUUUGGGUUAUGCCCACCGAGACUUGAAACCUGAGAACGUUUUACUGGACAGAAACCAAAAUUUAAAAUUAAUUGAUUUUGGUUUGUGUGCCAAGCCCGAGGGGGGCAUGCAGAGCCCCUUGUACACCUCCUGUGGCUCUCCCACUUAUGCUGCCCCUGAAUUAAUUUUGGGGCAACAAUAUUUGGGACAGGAGGUGGACGUGUGGGCCAUGGGGGUCCUGCUUUAUGCUUUACUAGCAGGGUGUUUACCAUUCGAUGAUGUUGAUGUCAGUAAUUUGUAUAGGAAAAUUUUGAGCGGCAAAUACGACGAACCCUCAUUUAUCUCCAAAGAGAGUCGCUCCCUCAUAAGAUCGAUGCUCCAAGUGGAGCCGAAAAAACGCAUCAAAGUCUCCGAGCUGCUCAGUCAUCCCUGGAUGACGUUGGGCAUCCUGUCGCCCGUCAAGUGUCGCCUCCAAAGUCCCAUAGACCUAGAUCGGGACUGCGUGAAGGUUAUAGCAAAAUUCUUGGACCUCGAUGAGGGCGCGGUAAAAAGCGACCUGGAACAGUGGAAAUACGACUACACCACCGUAACGUAUUUCUUACUGUUGAGUCGAAAGAGGCGAGGGCAAACUUUGAAAUUGAACCCCGCCUGUGCCUGGAAGCACGUGAAACACCCCGAACAGGCGCCGUUAAUCGAGCAGCCUCUUGACCCGAUUAACGGGCAUCACCGCACCCCGAACGGUCCCAUCAAAAUCCGUCGUAAGUUCGGGGUGAGGAGUCCGGGGUGUUUGAGUCCCGCCUCAAAUAUGGAGGUCGAAGGGGCCUGUUACAGUCCCGUACAGUUUUUAGAUCCGAAUUGUGAGAAUUAUUGCAGCACAAACAGGAAGAGGCCCAGGAGUUCCCUCCUUAUGGACGAGGCCAGUCCAGUGCCGACGAAAAAAGCGACCCCGGGAGCCAAGGGAACCCCCGCCGUCGCAGCAAAAACCCCCGAUAGGAGGAAUUUGUGCGAAACCCCCGGCUCAGCCAGGAGGAUGUUGGGAAGCAUCGAGAAGUCUUUCCAUAAGGUGCGUCACGUGUUGACCCCCAAGAAACCGGCGACCGUGGUCCAAGAGGGCCCCGUCGUCUUAAAUGGCAAGGACUUGUGUAACGUCUCCACCACCCAGUGUAAGGAUCCCGAGUACGUUAUCGUGGAACUGUGCAAAGGAUUGGAGGGCAAAGGGAUCACGUGCACUAGAAAAGGUUUUCGUAUCAAGGGCAGCCUGGAACCGUCUACCGCGAACCGUUUGGGGGGUUGCUCGUUCGAGCUGGAAAUUUGUUAUCUUCCGCACCUGGGUACGGUCGUUCCCGAUCGGACUCUUACCCCGACGAAAUCGAUCUUGAAACAGGGAAUUUUCAAUCAGGAAACUGGUCAGAACGAGGCGAUUUCGGAGCUUCGGGGUAAGAGUUACGUGGGAAUAAAGAGGAAGAGACUAAAGGGCGACUCUUGGUGUUACAAGAAGGUGUGCGAACAGGUGCUGGCGCUCACUUGUACCGGAUUUAGUGCCAAGGAGGGACGAAUUAUGGAGUCGGCCGUUUAAAAUUGAAUUGUCUUUGCUUAGUGACUGAAUUAAUUGAAGAUUUUGGGUUGUUUUUAUAGAGAUAAUCUCAUUUAUUUACUAUUAUUUUGUAAAAUAUGUAAAAAUAAGACUUUUUGUAAUUUUUCAUAUGUUUUUCUAUAAUUCUUUUUUGUAUUUUUUUUCUAAUUGGCAUAAAGUUUAUAUUUAACGCAUGCAGUUAAUUCUUAUAUUUCCAGCACGGAUAGUAUUUAUUGUAGUCGUACGGAGCUAAUCAAACUUUAUAUUUUUAUAUGUUUACACUCAUUAAAAUUAUAUUUGGUUG